Dictyostelium purpureum is the source of this 1158-nucleotide messenger RNA. RefSeq lists its product as uncharacterized. The transcript has a single exon. Gene Ontology annotation, biological process: phenylalanyl-tRNA aminoacylation. Gene Ontology annotation, cellular component: mitochondrion; cytoplasm. The annotation marks the transcript as partial. The record is from RefSeq and is a predicted model, not a curated record. NCBI's taxonomy places the organism in Eukaryota, Evosea, Eumycetozoa, Dictyosteliales, Dictyosteliaceae. Gene Ontology annotation, molecular function: ATP binding; phenylalanine-tRNA ligase activity; tRNA binding.
AAUAUACCAAAUAAUAUUAUAGAAAAAAUUGGUAAAAACUUACACAACGAACCAAACCACCCAUUAAACAUUAUUAAAAAGAAAAUUCAAUACCACUUUCAAAAUGAAUUAUCAAGUGAUCAACAUCAAUUUAAAUUUUUCGAUAAAUUUCAACCAAAAGUAACAACCAAACAAAAUUUUGAUGAUUUAUUAUUUCCAAAUACCCAUGUAGGAAGAAGUCCAAACGACACCUACUAUUAUGACAAGAACACAUUAUUAAGAACCCAUACCAGUGCACAUCAAUCUGAAAUUUUAAAUGAUAAAGAUGUAAAUGCAUUUUUAGUUACCGGUGAUGUAUAUAGAAGGGAUACAAUCGAUGCUGUUCACUACCCAGUAUUCCAUCAAAUGGAAGGUGUCAAGGUAUUUAAGAGUCCAAAUAGUUUCAAUUUCAAAUACGACCCAAAUAUUGACUAUUACACAAAUACUGAAUAUAAAACUAUGCCAGAAAUUAAAGAGAUUGAAGACGAGUUAAAGAAAUCAUUAGAAUCAAUGAUUCGUGGUGUUAUAGGUCAAGAUUUACAAGUUCGUUGGAUUGAUGCCUAUUUCCCAUUCACUUCACCAAGCUUUGAAAUGGAGAUCCUCUUCCAAGAUCAGUGGUUAGAAGUAUUGGGUUGUGGUGUUGUUCAUCCAGGUAUUAUGAAUCAUACAGGUUUUACAAAUGAAAGAGCAUGGGCUUUUGGUAUUGGUUUAGAACGUUUAGCAAUGAUUUUAUUCAAUAUCCCAGAUAUUCGUUUAUUCUGGACCCAAGAUAAAAGAUUCCUCAGUCAAUUCGACAAUGUAGAUAAAGACCCAAACAAUUUAACCAAUAUCGAUAUCAAAAAUGUACAAUUCCAACCAUUUAGCAAAUAUCCAUCAUGUUUCAAAGAUGUCAGCUUUUGGAUCUCUGACGAUUUCCACGAAAAUAAAUUCUACGAAUUUGUAAGAGAAACCUGUGGUGAUUUAGUUGAAAAAGUAGAUUUGGUAGAUAAUUUCCACAAUAAAAAAUCCAACAAAACCUCUCAUUGUUAUAGAAUUCAAUAUCGUUCUAUGGAACGUAAUCUUACAAAUAACGAAAUUGAUGAAAUUCAAUUAAAAUUACGUAACCAAGUUGAAGUUGCAUUAAAUGUUAAAUUAAGAUAA